UCCAGGAAAGAAUUUAUUUCAGAAUCAGAAUGAAUCAAGAAGGCGUACUUGCUUGUUGCGCCGUUUGCAACCAGCAAACCCAUCGGAGAUGCGGUCGUUGUCUUAACAUUUAUUAUUGUAACACAGAACAUCAACGGCAAGAUUGGAAGAGGCAUAAGAGUGAAUGUGCUCCGAAGUUACAAAAACAGGAUGAGCGGAACGACAAAGUUGGCGAUCAUUCAUCGCAUAUCGCGGAUAAACUGAAGAUAGAGAACGAAAAAGAGAUCAUUAUAAACGCUCUAGUGAAUAGUGAUGAGAAGGAAGUUAAGCCCCAAAAGGGUAGUGAAGUAAGACGUUUAAAAAAAUCUAAAAACAAAUCAGUCAAGAAGGAGGGUAGUGACAUUGUUAGUGAUAAGAAAACUUCGCAAGUUGCACAGAAUACUGACCAAAGUGACAGUGCGAAUCAAAAUAAAACCAAUUUAAAGGACAAAAGUGUUAUAUCUAGUGUAGUGUACACAAAUAAAGACCUAACUAAAGUAAGUGCUAUAACUCAUGAAGGGUCUUCCGAGCAGGAGAUACUGAGUGAGACUGCCCAACAGUUGAGUGCUGAUUUUGCUGAAGCUAGUACAUCUAAUGUUUUGAAAGCUGUAGACAGAUCUGAGGUGAAAAUGCCCUCAAUACCUAGCGAACAGCCAACAAGGAUGAAAGAGUACCCGGAGGCAUCACUCAAAGGCAGCGCAGCACCUUUCAACAACAUAAUGAAUAGCUACUGCAUGGACCCCAGUGACCCGUGCUAUGGGCUCUGCCAGCGAGUGAUACAAGACAUGACUCAGUAUGGUGUGUGUGUUUUAAACAAUUUUCUCGGUAAAGAGCGAGGACUCUUAGUGUUAAAUGAAGUUUUAGAAAUGCACAGAUCAGGGAUUUUCACAGCAGGUCAACUAGUAUCAAAUCCGGGCAGCACAGAAGCGCAGACGAUACGAAGUGAUCGCAUAACAUGGAUCGAUGGCAAGGAACCUCAUUGUUACCACAUAGGACAGCUUAUUAGUCAAGUAGAUAACAUUAUUUUGAAAGCGAACAAAAUGGUAAACAACGGCAAGAUGGGCAAUUACAUCAUCAAUGGAAGGACGAAGGCCAUGGUGGCAUGUUACCCAGGCUCAGGAAGCCACUACGUGAAGCACGUGGACAAUCCCAACAAGGAUGGUCGAUGUAUCACCGCGAUAUAUUACCUGAAUCUCGACUGGGACGUCAAGCUGUGUGGUGGCUUGCUAAGGGUGUUUCCGGAAGGUACGAACCAAGUAGCAGAUAUAGCGCCCAUCUUUGAUAGAAUGCUGUUUUUCUGGUCAGAUAGGCGAAAUCCACAUGAAGUUCAACCGGCGUAUGCGACGAGGUACGCCAUAACGCUAUGGUAUUUUGACUCCUACGAAAGAGAAGAAGCGCUAAAAAAAUACAAACGCGUGCAACCGUCAUCGAGUAAGUGAUGUUGGAUGCAACGGGGUGGACGUGUCGUCUGCUCUAAGCGAACCCUGCACUUAGUGAAGCCAGACGGUGCGUGAGUGCAAGAAAACCUCUUAUCCCAGUGACUUGUAAAGUUCAGACCCUGGUCAGUAAGCGGAAGAUGCUCCGACGAUGAAUCCAUCAACUAACAGAUUUGUGAAUAUAUGUGUGGACCUUCCUAUAGAAUUGUGAGGUUUCUGCGCGACGAUGCGAAGCUAAGCUGCGGAAAACUUUCCCACCUAUACUUAAACCAAGGGAGCUAAAUUAUACGGGCUAUAAAGACACAUAACCGAUAAAGGUUAAACGAGAUCCGAAUGAAGUGUGAGAUUUUCUAUGUCCAUCUAGUUACAAUACUGGAGAACAGGCUUGUCGAUAGAUUUCGCUCUUUCUAAACCAUACAAAUUGUAGUUAACUUUCACGCGAU
Pararge aegeria (speckled wood butterfly) is the source of this 1897-nucleotide messenger RNA. It is a transcript of the gene Hph, whose product is annotated as egl nine homolog 1. The transcript has 7 exons. Lineage: Eukaryota; Metazoa; Arthropoda; Insecta; Lepidoptera; Nymphalidae. Gene Ontology annotation, biological process: cellular response to hypoxia; peptidyl-proline hydroxylation to 4-hydroxy-L-proline. The record is from RefSeq and is a predicted model, not a curated record. Gene Ontology annotation, molecular function: ferrous iron binding; L-ascorbic acid binding; peptidyl-proline 4-dioxygenase activity. Gene Ontology annotation, cellular component: nucleus; cytoplasm. Bases 30 to 1457 code for a protein of 475 amino acids.